Molecule: messenger RNA, 2136 nt
Organism: Dicrocoelium dendriticum
Lineage: Eukaryota; Metazoa; Platyhelminthes; Trematoda; Plagiorchiida; Dicrocoeliidae
Source: the annotation of a GenBank genome assembly
CCCAAAAGCACUAAAGGUAACAAUCACGCACCUAGCCGGAUUAUUUCAGCCAUCUCUGGACUGCAACAUAGCUCGGUCAAAGUGGAAACUAGGUUUCAUCAAACCUAUUCACAAGGGAGCAAGUCGGUACGAGCCUGCCAAUAACCGCCCGGUCAUCUUCUCCCGGUGUUCGCCAAAGUUAUGGAAGAAAUUCUGGCCGACGCAUUGACGGGCUAUGUGGAAUGCCAUGGAAUUAAACUUGCUGAGAAAACAACUUACCAGAGGAGCUGAAGCCAAAAGAAUCGAAAAGGAUGGUUCAGGACCCGCUGUUUCUGAAGAACACGGUAACCGACGAAGCAUUAUAGUAGAUCACGGACUCCCACUCACGAAAACUCAUUCAACGCAAACUGACCACGUGGACUGGGCUCCCGAAGCACAGUUUGGAGCUAAUCUUCUAGAAUCGAACGAAAACUUUCUCACCCCAGUCAACGGGCCGAAGACCGAUUCCAAUCAAGUGAUUCAGCCUAUUCUUCAACAAUUGCGACUGCUCCAAAGUGAUAAGGAAUACUUAACCAAGCAAGUAUCCAACCUGACGCAGAAACUUGCUGCGGUGGACAAAAGAGAACAGCUUAGGUUGAACGUCUUGGAAACACGUCGUGCAGGUGAUUGUGAGCAAGCGGAUUCAUCAGGAAAUGAAGACCAACGCACCGGUGAUUGUCAAUCCCAACUUAAGGGAACGUUUAGUCAACCGGUGGAGUUAACAAAGGAGGAGACCCUUUCUACACAAAUAAAAUCACUACAAAAGCAACGUGAUGAGGCGCUUACCCAACUGACUGGAAUGCGUUUAGAACUAAAACAGACUCAGCAUGAGCUUGAAUCACGCACCGAAAUGCUACAGCUCCUGACGAACGCAGUCGACCCUGAAGUUCAGAGAGCUGGAACUUCCGGGGAACUACUUAACGAUCUCGCUGCUCACAAAGAGUUCAGCAAAUCCGCCGUAGAUCUAGAAGCCGCCCAGGCUGCUCGCAAAGAGGCCCUCCUCUUGGUGGACAAGUUGACUGCGCAGCUGGAAGCAAGCAGAACGGCAUAUCACGAGCUAAAAUUGCAAUCAAGCAAAGAGUGCACUCUUCUAGAGUGCAAACUUCGCGAAGCUGAGAACAAGCUGUCAGCCUAUGAAGAGUUGGAAAAUCAACUGAACGAGGCGAUUGACAGUGUCGGCGACACGCAACCAGAGUCACCUUCAGUAAUACAUGACCUGUUUCCUCACAUAGAACAUUACUUCUUCCUGUCCAAGCGUGAUAAAAAGUGUGAAGCUGCGACUCGCCACGGAACGCUAGUCCUUCCGACUUUGGCAGCAAGACGGAUGGAACACGCAAUGAAAUUAACCAAGCAAUUGAGAGAACUGGAAUCAAAAUAUACUGGAAGUUUAAAAGAGUUGCGUGAAAAGAAGGCUGAAUUAGAGGUGGCUAAGGAACAGAUUUCAACGCUGUCGAACUUAAUCGCACUGUCCGGCCAGCCACGCGAUUAUCUGGUUGCUACUUUGGCACGAAGAGAAUGCCAGAUGCGGCAACUCCGGAAGAAGCUAUCUGGCACGGAGCAUCGAUUGUUAAUGCUCAAUCAAACUCAUCAGUGUGUUACGGAAGAGCGGGAUGCCUUGGCUACGGAUCUGAAGCGAUUGUUACGCAGUCGUCGGAAUGUUGUUCAUCUGACUGAACAGGUUGCCCAGUUGCUCCGUUCUUCCGAUGUCUCAAACCGACUGUACAAUCUGCAUCGCUUUGAUGAACAUACGUAUAUUGGUCGAAUGCCUUCCGAACAAGUUGUUGGCCCACGGACUUGUAGAAAACGAAUUUUACCUCCUUAUGACAUCGAUCGCUCAUGAUGUCUGCGCUUCUGAGUUACAGAAAACUACUGUAUCUAUUUUUAUUACCAGUGUAGUAUAACAAGGCAGUAAUGGGAUGCAUAUGCGAGUUCUGUGGGUUACCGCUUGUCGGCUUCCUGUGAUACAUGAUAAAGAUGUUUAAAUUUUUCCAUCCCUUGCUGAAAGUUUUGGAACUGCUUUUCUUUUCUGACUCCACAUAAUUUGCAAUAAAUGGAAAGAUCCUGCCCGGUAAUUUUCAUUUGCUCACAUUCACCUUGAAAUACAUCUGAUGCUUCGAA